Messenger RNA from Echinostoma caproni, 2769 nucleotides. The record is from the annotation of a GenBank genome assembly. NCBI's taxonomy places the organism in Eukaryota, Metazoa, Platyhelminthes, Trematoda, Plagiorchiida, Echinostomatidae.
AUGCGGAAGAGACGUGAUGAGCUACCAGGCCCAAUUGCGAAGUUCAAUCCUAUAUCUCCACACGGUACAGAAUCUAAGUUGGAGCUAGUGGGAACUCAAACGAAGCUUUUGGCACCUGCACAAGCAAAACUUCUCACUCCUUCACUUUCUCAAUCGCGUUUGCAAAUUUUACCAGAUCCAAUGGCUCCGUUUUUUGUGAAGGAUAAAGCAGUUUCCCAACGAGCUAAAGUAGUCAUGACCGAGGCGCGAAAACGUGGUCCCAAAAGCGGUGAAGCAGGUGUCCGCAAAUCGGUCGUUGUCAAUCUACCGAAUACUGCCCCGUCGUCAGCUGCACAGUCAUCAACAAAAUCCACCUAUCACAGCCCGUUAGGCUCCUCGGAUCUCGACUCCGGUGUAGAUUUGCAUGCCUUGUCUGCUUCGCAAUUCAGCCCACCACAACUCAUUGACGAUUCGAAUCACGACGAAUCUCUAGCUGUGGAACUGGAUGAGUUCGAUGGACGAAUGCCACCUCUGAAUAAUAAUAAAGGGUGUGCUGCAGCUUUACGGUCUAUCAAAAGCGAGUUGCCACUACUUCAUUUGACAACAACUGAUUCAGUGUCAAAGUCUCAAUUCAAUGAGUCGCAUGUACAACGCUCUCAGUCAUCCCAUACCACAAAUCUGACCCCAGCAUCCGGUGAUUCCGGGGUGUCCUCAGGAAGUGAAUUGGACCACUUGUUAGCCAAAUUGGGUGAACUGCUCCAACAGCUACAUGUUUGCGAGUCACCGGAACCGGAACUGAACUUAAGCACGACGAAUCGAUCUUCGGAAUUACCAUCGCCCCGAUCCACGCCCAAUGAGACUUGUGAAAUGACAGUUCCUGAUGAACAAGAGGCGAUAAGUUUAUUGGACCGAGUUUACGGUGCGAUUUACUGCCUAUUACACACGUUGCAACAAUUGGACACACCUUUACCCGAUAUCAAGAAGCGAAUCACUUGGGAUUCAGAUCCAUUGCUCGAAAAUUUGGAUGCCCUGUUAUUUCUCACUGGUACAAUGAAGUUCCUUGCUGCCAGCCCCGUGGUUUCGGAGCAUUUACACAAUCACUCGGCCUUUCUUGUCGGAUUGCUUAGUUUGCAUAAACAAGUGGAUCAACGGAUCAGAUUAUGGUGCACAGAAGCAACUACGCCUCCGCAAUCCGGAAACGGGCAAGAAUAUCUCAUUGAUCGUCUGUAUCUCGUUUUGGUUCAAAUAUCAGAUAUCUUCUGUAAUCUUACUGGCACUCUGGGAAUUCGCGCGAAACUGUUAUCCACAGGCGGUAUUUUGGACCACGUGGUUGAUUGUUUGCUCUGUCGAAUGACUCCAUCCAAUCCGGAAAUAGUUUGCGCCCGAUCCAGUGCGCAGUAUUUGGCCCAGUUUAACUGGAUUCGUUUUCUGGCCAGACUGACCGAAUACACGGAAACAUGCCUUCGGCUAGAUCAAUGGGUUGUGGAUAAACUCGGACAAUCUGCGGAAAGUUUGAUUAGCAGUUGUACGAAUUACUUACAUACUGAGAAGAGCAGCUUGCAAUCGGAGAAUAAAGGAACCUCUAGAAUACUCUUAUUAUGCAAUCUGUUUUUUCAGAUGAUUCAAUCCAAUACAGAAGAUGUGGAUCUGACGGUUCGAAUCGCCUAUUUGCUUGGAAAUCUAACCGCCAGGUUGGAUAGUGCACGAGAAGCUCUCUUUCCGAAUCCACUGGCCCUAGCAGAUAUGUGUGGCCUGUGCCGAGAUUACCAUCGAAUGAUCCUAAAAGAAGCAAAAGACAAUGAUGUGAAUAAUAUCACCUACCGCGAUGCCUGGAGUGACCUUACCGUCCCAUUCAGCACCGUCUCUACGUCGAUAUUCGAACAUCAGUCCUGUCUUGAAAUGGUAAACAAAUUGGUUCGUAUACUGGCCAACUCAGCAAUCGGAGAGACUGUUGGUCAACUUGCGGUGGUGAGCACUGAUUGUCUCGAUCUAUUUCUAGAUCUUAUCGAAUGUGAAUGUCCAAGAGAACCAACGGAACUGCUCGUGAAUUGUCUAGCCGGUUUGAAUAACAUAACUUACUACAUACAUUCAGAAAGUACACCCGCGGUCCUCGCAAAACAAUAUGACGUAGCAGAAAUUCUCAUCCGAACCCUGGCGGGUGGUACUGCACAUCCGGAGGUGAUGCUCGGCGUGAUCCGAGUAUUCGGCAAUCUAACUCGCCAACCGCGAGUACGAACUUGGAUUUCUCAACAAGCUGGGCAACUCCUGUUUGAUGGAUCUCAAACUUCCGGAGUGAUUGAUCCACCUACUCCAUGGCCUAGUCAUGUGCCAAAAGAUCGGGCUAUGUUGUACAUUUUGAUACAGAAUUUGGAUUCGUCCCGUCCCGAACUCGUCUACAGUACCCUCGGUGUGUUAAUCAAUUUAAUGGCUGAUGUGAACGAACGGCCUGCAUUUAAAGAACUCGGUGGAAUUUCAAAGUUGGUCGAAGUGUUGACAGAUUUUGCCGGACACGAUUGGCAGCUAGCCGGCCUUGCAUGCAAAGCAUUGUGGAAUUACACCGAAGCCCCGAACAUCUCUGUUCGUAAAUUGAUCGAUGCCCAAACUUUGAAUGAAGUACAUAAUCUCUUGACUGAAUUCACAGACGAAGGCGCAGUUGAUUGCAUGCAUCAAAACAUCCAGAUGGAGAAUUCAAACGUGGAUGAAGAAAGCACAGCUUUGUGGAAGGCAGCCUGGUGCAGUGAAUUUCUCCCCGUAGCCAAUGAAUUUCUUGCUCGAAUCACUCAGUGCUGA